This is a messenger RNA of Moesziomyces aphidis, 2547 nucleotides long. The record is from the annotation of a GenBank genome assembly. Lineage: Eukaryota; Fungi; Basidiomycota; Ustilaginomycetes; Ustilaginales; Ustilaginaceae.
AUGGCGUCCUCGACCUCGGACCUCGUGAUGUCGGUCGAGCCGAUGGCCGUGCCACUCCCGACCAGUCCAGAAACUUCCAUUCAGGAAGUGCUCGUCGGUCCUUCCGACCCGAGCUCGCUGGCCGACGCUUCCGCCCAACACCCCAGCGAAAGAUCGGAUCAGCCGACUGUUGGCACUACCGACACGCUGCUGCUUUCGCCAGCUCGCAAGGCUGUGAGCCUGGCCGGCGAUGCAGCUCCACCCAAGCCGAUGUCGCCAGAGAAGGCCGCACUCGCCGCCAUGUUUGACUCGAUCAAGAUGCCACCGCCUGUCAGCUCGCCGACAAAAUCGCCGCGCAAGGCAUCCAACCACCUUCUGACCUCGCCGUCCAAGGGUGGAUGCGGGCUGUUUGGCGCAUCCAGCUCUCCGUCCAAGGUCGACUCCACCGAUUCGGCAGCUUCCCGAUCGCCGAUGCGCUGCCCCGUAGUCAUUCGAUCUUCCUCGCCUGGCCUCGGGCAUCUGACCACAAACGAGGACAAGAAAGCAUCGACGCCUUUGUCUCCUGCACCCACGUCUUCUGCCUCCAGUCAGCAUGCAGGGCGGUCGUGGCUCGUAGCUCCGUCCAGCCCGAGCGCCAAGCUCUCGGACCUCAGCCUCGUCCUUGACACCACCGGCACGCAGGAGCUCCUUUUUAAUCAGGAUGCCAGCUUCCUCGCCGCUGCUGCUAACUCCGCUGCAGACGUCACUAUCGACGACAGCUUCGACGUCUCCCGCGCCAAAGCACGCAUCCGAUCCGCAUCCACAGCCGCGCCUGGGCCCAGGCACAGAAGCUCGCCCGCUAAGCUUGGAGCACUGAGGGCAAAGCCUCGCUUCAGCACCGUACCGGAAGACGCGGCGGCCGAGUUCAAGCCGCGCACAGCCUCGCAGGCCGAUUCGAAUUCGCUGGGCCUGCGCAAUCUCGGCGUUGGCCGCGUGGUGAAGAACGCCGCAGGCGACGACACGAUCGAGCUCAAUCUCACUGGCUCCUUCAUGGGCAACUCGAGUCUCGUGCUGGGCAACCUCAUGGACGAGAGCGGAGAGGCGUCGCUACUGUUUGGAAACAACUCAUUCUCCAUCUCCCAAUCGCGCUCUCCAGUCCGAGCCGAGAAGCAGCAAGAGCUGGCCAAGGUUCGAGGGGGCGCACGUCGUAGCAAGGAUGACGAGGAAGACGAUGACGACGAUGAAAACGAGGACUACGAGCGCGAGGCGCGCGAUGUGCAGAAGUGGGCCGCCGAGGCAGCGCGCAAGGCGCAACAGACUCGCGUCUCGACCUUGGCAGAUAAGACGCCUAGUCGCUUCGUCGGGCGCACUCCAACCACAGCUGCGGCGAGUAGGGCAGCGCCUCCAGUGCCAGCCGCAAGAGCGACGCCCCGAGCCUCGCUCACUGCACCAGCAGCUGCUUCGCGCCUCGCCAAGCCGCGCACGUCGGCGGUGGCGAUUAGGCCUGUCACGGACGGUGAGGCGCGCCUGAUCCGAUCUGGAAGCGCUUCUUCCGUGCUCUCGCUCAGCUCGCCCGCACGCUCGACCACGUCGACACGAGCUUCGAUGCCGGGUGGCAGUGCGGAUGAGCCGGGCAGCGAGGCAAAGACGCCCAUGCGAAGCCGACGCAAGAGCACUUUCACCAGCUCGCGCCCGCCUGUUUCCGGGCCCGCACGUCGUAGGGAGUCGCUCGCCGCCGCGGCUGGCGUGCCCGUGCCGCAGCCGCUUCCGCCUGUACCCUCGCUCGUCGCCACCACGCCCGGCCGCUCGCGCCCAGCCACCGUCGCCAGGGUCGCGUCCAACUCGCCUUCGCUCAAGACACCAACCGCCACAGCGCGCAUGGCCAAACCCCGGCCAUCGCUGACAGGAGCAACGCCACGCGCGUCUGCAGCUCCGAGCGUCGCGGGAUCGAUUCCGAGACCUCGGGCCUCGUUGACGGGGCGCAUGUCGCUGGGACCAGCGCAGGCGGAGGAGGCCAAGACGCCAGCGCCGCGCGCGGGGCAGAUCCGAUCCGCUUCACUCGUCACACCCUCAGCGCGGGCAGCGGCGCGCAGUGUACAGGCGGACGCGACGCCGCUGGGUGGCAUGCGGAAGAGCGCAUCGCAGCCGCAAGGGCUGGAUGCCACUGGCGAUGCAACGCCCGCAGCUCUGGGUGCCAGGGCAAGGACGCUGGUUCCGCGCGCGAGUAUGAGCCGCAUCGGCACGGCUCCUCCUGCUGCUGCGGCGAGGUCGUCACUUCUGACCACGCCGAGGAGCGUUCGGCCUGCAGCUGUCGAGGCUUCGAGAGUGCGAACGUCGGCGAGAGCAGAAGCCCUGGUGGAGCGAACUGCCAACGCUGCGGACGCGGACGCGCUGCGCACUCCUCUUGCCUCGUCGAAGGUGGUGACGGUGUCAAAAAUCGCUGCUCCGGCGGCGGGCAGACCCACGACCACGGCGCGGACGCCAGCCAGCGGUGGGUUCGGGUUCAAGCCACGCACGUCGGCAGUGUUUGUCGGAUCGGCCCGAACGGCAUCCGCUUCGCAUACGAGCGGCGAGAACAAGGAAAACUAG